Messenger RNA from Cariama cristata (Red-legged seriema), 885 nucleotides. RefSeq names its product procollagen-lysine,2-oxoglutarate 5-dioxygenase 2-like. Gene Ontology annotation, cellular component: endoplasmic reticulum. Lineage: Eukaryota; Metazoa; Chordata; Aves; Cariamiformes; Cariamidae. The transcript is spliced from 7 exons. Gene Ontology annotation, molecular function: procollagen-lysine 5-dioxygenase activity. Gene Ontology annotation, biological process: peptidyl-lysine hydroxylation. The annotation marks the transcript as partial. The record is from RefSeq and is a predicted model, not a curated record.
AUGAGAUGCAGGCAAGUCAUAAAACUCCCUGAUCCACUGCUGUUCAGCGCAUUUUUUUGUUAUAAACUGUGGCCUGAAAAUAUAUUAAUACAUGUUCCUUCUUUUUCUCCCUCAGAUAAACUAACAGUUUUUACUGUAGCAACUAAAGAAACUGAUGGCUUUCACCGUUUCAUGCAAACUGCAAAGCACUUCAACUACACAGUAAAGGUACUUGGAAAAGGUGAAGAGUGGAAAGGUGGUGAGCUGCCGAACUCUAUUGGCGGAGGGCAGAAAGUUCGACUGCUGAAAGAAGGCAUAGAAAGCUAUGCUGAUCAAGAGGACUUGAUUGUAAUGUUUGUUGAAUGCUAUGAUGUUAUCUUUGCGGGGGGCCCUGAAGAACUGCUAAAGAAAUUUUGGGAAACUAAUCAUAAAGUGGUGUUUGCAGCAGAUGGACUAAUUUGGCCGGAUAAAAGGCUAGCUGACAAGUAUCCUCUUGUCCGGAGUGGAAAACGAUUCCUGAACUCAGGAGGAUUUAUUGGUUAUGCUCCAUAUAUAAAUCGUAUUGUGCAGCAGUGGAAUCUGCAGGAUAAUGAUGAUGACCAGCUGUUUUACACCAAAAUCUAUGUUGACCCAUUGGCAAGGGAAGACAUUAACAUUACUUUAGACCACAAAUGUACAAUUUUUCAGACCCUAAAUGGAGCUGUUGAUGAAGUAGUUUUGAAAUUUGAAGAAGGAAAAGUAAGAGCAAGGAAUUCAGUGUACGACACGUUACCAAUCACUGUUCAUGGAAAUGGUCCCACUAAAAUUCACUUGAAUUAUUUGGGAAACUAUAUUCCUAAUGCUUGGACACGGGAAACUGGUUGCAGUAUUUGUGAUUUAGACUUACUAGACCUGUCAACAGCAACG